Messenger RNA from Adineta ricciae, 2313 nucleotides. Lineage: Eukaryota; Metazoa; Rotifera; Eurotatoria; Adinetida; Adinetidae. The record is from the annotation of a GenBank genome assembly.
AUGUCGAAUAUAAACUUAUUUCCUGAACUGGACGCUGAGCAGGAUUAUGACAAUGGACAUUACCAUGCAAAAGAUGAAGAAGAAGAUUUGAUUGUUUUUGGUUAUUCGUGCAAAUUAUUUCGUGAUGAUUUCUCUGCGAAAGCAAUCGACCGUGGACAAAGUCUGAUUCCAUGGAAUGGGGACGAAAACGUAAUGAUUGACAGGUAUGACUGUCGUGGACAUUUAUCGGAUUUAACCAUAUGGGAUAGUGAUUUAAUACGAAAAAAAGCAGGAUAUAAUCAAGAUGAAUACAUGAAUGAGGAAGAAAAACGAAUCGAAGACGAAUGUGAGCAAGAACGAUACUUAGAACUGUACAGAGACAUUGAAAAAGAAGCAUUACACCAAGAAGAGGAGUCGAAACGUAACAAUACAGAGAAGAAUGCUUACAAUCAAGUGGGAUUUAGCUAUCAAGAAUCAGAACAAUCAACAAAGAAAACAACAGAAGAAGCUCCACAACCACUUGAUGACGAUGAAUAUGAGCCAUUUUAUCCAUCAGAGAAGUUACAAAUACCCUAUGGAAUGGAUAUUCCCGAAUCGAUAAAAUUGAAUGCGGUAAUUGAAAAAACGGCGGGCUUUGUUUCGACAUCCGGUCUUCAAAUGGAAAUCGUCCUUAAAACCAAACAAGCCAAGAAUCCUCAAUUUGAUUUCCUUAAAUACGAUCAUUAUCUCAACCCAUACUAUCGUCAUUUGAUCAUCAUGAUCAAAUCGGGAAAAUAUCGACCGAAUGUUGACAAUAAUUCGAAGACAACUAUACAGAAGAAGAAAUCGAAUAAAAAUGGUUUCGAUCAGAGUAGUAGCCAUGAUGAAGAUGACGGUGGGGAUUCCUACUUGCAUCCAUUGUUACGUGGUAGUGGCGCGAAUAGUGAUAGUCCAUGUAGCACAAAGAAAGCCGAUGAAAGCUUACGCAUACCAGCUAUUCCAGUGAAUAUUCAUAACACUGCUUAUGGACAAUUGAUUAAGAAAUACGAACACCUGAGGCCUCGUGACAAAGUUGUCAAAGAAAAUGAAGACGACAAAAUGUCGCCCAGAUCGGAUGACGUCUCAUCACCAAGAUCAGAAUCAUCUCCGUCAACUACGGUCAUUCCACCACCGCCUGAUGUCAAACCCAUCAUUGAUAAAUUGGCGGAAUACGUAGCACGCAAUGGAAAGGAAUUCGAACAAUCCAUUCGAACAAAAAAUGAUCCACGUUUCGGAUUUCUCGAACGUGACCAUAUACACUAUAAUUAUUAUCAAUUGAAAGCGCAAUUGUGUGCACAAGAGAUAUCUCGAAGUAAAGCGGAAGAAGAUCAACAAAGUUUGUCUAAUAAUGAGCAAGUUAUUCAUGGACAAGGUGUAAAACUGAUGCUGAAAGCAACAGCGGAUGAAUCGUCAACGCCGACGUCAAGCCGUGAAUUUCAAUCCGAUGAAGAUUCAAAUUCCAAUCAACAAAAUGCUCAAGAUGACAAUGGCGAGUUUAUUGGUCCACGCCCACCUUCUCCGCAGUUUCUUGAACGAAUGCGUAAGCAAGAAGAACGGCGCGAUCGUGUUAAUGGCUUUGUUCGAGAUAAAAUCACUCGUGAUAAACAAGAAGAACGGAAACGAAAGGCAGAGAUGCUUGUGCAACAAUUGAAAAGUAAAACAAACGAUACUGUGUCACCGACAGCAGCUGUAACUGUUGAUUCGAACGAAUCGACAUCGACAUCGACAUCGAACAAUACCAAUCCAGUCUUGAUGGAGAAAUUACUAAAUGUUAAAAGCGAACGUUCAUCAUCAUCGGUAAAAACCUCACCACGGCAAUACCAUCGUUCAAAGCAGUCGAGAUCAUCGUCAAAAUCUCGAAAUCGCUCGAAAUACUCUCGUCGGUCAAGAUCGAGAAGUAGUCAUCGACGCGCGAAGCACUCAUCUCACAAACGAUCACGUACACGUUCCAAAUCUCGAAGUCGUCAUCGUUCGAAAAAAUCGAAAACUUCGAAAUCCAGUCGCGAUCGUCGCCGGCAUCGACAUCGCCGUCGUCGGCACUCCUCGUCAUCCAGAUCGACUUCAUCGACUGCUUCAUCGGUAUCUCGAUCGUCUUCAUCCACAUCUACCUCAACUUCUUCACGUGAUAGACAGAAGAAGAAGAAAGUCAAUCAUACUGAUGAAGAUCAGCAGAAGAAACCUCAAACAUCGUCCAAAUGGGAUCAGCGCGAACCAAACAAAGCGAAAACGGAAUCUAUAUCAAGUGAAACGAAUUCAGCUGUUUCAUCACUACCAAUGAACACUAGCGCUAUGUUAUCGAACAGUACUUCAACUUGA